Messenger RNA from Durusdinium trenchii, 1644 nucleotides. NCBI's taxonomy places the organism in Eukaryota, Dinophyceae, Suessiales, Symbiodiniaceae. The record is from the annotation of a GenBank genome assembly.
AUGGUUUGCUGGGCCAUGCUGCUUUGCCUGGCACGCUUGGGGUCCUCGCAGACGCGGGCUGCCCAGUCGGCCUGCCGUGACCGUGAGAGGGGUGCCCUGUGCCAGUUCCAACAAGGCUCCACCGAGACGGUCCGGGGUCACUGCUACGUCCUGUCCGUUUGGCGCGAUGGCAGCGGUGGCGCCUGGGAUUUCGAUGGCUCUGGGCGCUCGACCACCUUAGCUUGUCUGCGGGACCAGUUGAGCUUUGAGGAGUUGGGCGCUGAGCUUCGAGGUUUCGAAGACGGAGGAGAAGGUGCCUCCAAGCCUUCCAGGUUGGACGAGCUCUUCGCAUGGGUGAUCCACGGUGGUUGGCAAAUCCUGGUGGCGGUGUCCGCCACCCUCUGCUGCAGCCUCACAGUGGCCGCCUUGGCCGCCUACCGGUGCUCACGCCCCGAGGCAAAUACCUUCAUGGGCUGGUUGCCUGUGCAAACAGCACGUGGCCCAUCGCAGAUGUCCCCGUCCAGGCACAUGUCUCGCAUGAAGGGCCGAGGAAAGAAGGUGGAGCUCAAGGCGCCGGUCCGGCCGCGCAGGCGGAGCGGUCGUCCGGAUCCAGUGAAGCCCAUGGACCCACCGGGUGGACGACCAGGCGGAGAGACUCGUAGCCCCGUCUCUAAGGGCGCUCAGGGCUUCAGCUAUGAUGCCGAGCUGCAAGCUGCAGGGCUGGAGGCGCCAGAAGCUCCGGGCCGAGCUGCGCCUGUUCCGAGGUCCGACGAGGCCGCGCUGGUCUUGCUACCGACAAGAAGCUUGGCGGGCGGUUUGCAAUAUGAGGAUGAGGAGCACCGGCACUUGCUCCAGUGCGAGCGCACUGCUCCCCGAGGCGUAGACAUGGACCCCUCCAUUGUUUUCCUUGCGGCCGACGCCGACGAGGCCGACGCCGACGUGGUGUCUCCGGCUUCUCCGCCGAAGCGGCGGAUGUGCCAGACCUGCACUCGGCCAGAAAGCGCCUGCAUCUGCGCCAGUUUGCCCUCGACACCUUUGCGACUACCAAGUGGUCUCGAAAGCAUCCUUUUGCUUCGUCAUCCAAAGGAGCGGCGACAGAAGCACCAGAGCGCUUGGAUUCUGGAGCGGUGUCUCUCUUCCGUGCGGCAGCACGUCUGCAGGAAGCUGCCCACGGCGCCGAGCGGUCCAGACGCCGAGAGCGCCCCAGGCAUUCCAAGUGGUUUGGAGUAUCUCUACGAGCAGCCCGACACUUGCCUCCUGGUCUUCCCCGGCACCGGCGCCAAGCCGCUGCGAGAUGUUCUAGAUCCCGGGGUGAAGCAUUUAAUUUUGGUGGAUGCUACUUGGCGCUUUGCACGCGAGAUGGCCGCGGUGGAGGAGGCAGGUCCCUUGUCCCAGAUCCGCCGGGUGGAGCUCACCCCUCCUCACCAGCUCCGCCCCGUCUUCGUGGUGCGGAAGCCCAUGGUCUUGACCAAGGAAGAGGCGGAGCCAGCACAGUGGGGCUUCAGUACCGCUGAAGCAGCAGCCCUGGCGGUGGACGAGAUCGCUCAUCUCCGAGGACGCCCGGACGCCGCGGAUCCCGCGGACGCGGACGUCCCGGGCGAAGCUUGGGAGCUGGUGACUCGUGCCUUGCGGGCGUACGCUCAGAUUCAGCUGGAGCAUACCGAG